Messenger RNA from Hydatigera taeniaeformis, 1923 nucleotides. Lineage: Eukaryota; Metazoa; Platyhelminthes; Cestoda; Cyclophyllidea; Taeniidae. The record is from the annotation of a GenBank genome assembly.
AUGUUUAGCCUCUCCGUAAACACCUUUCAACCGGGUUGGUUCGUAGCAAAGUUCUACUCUCUUGGUGGACACGACGCAACGCAACGUCAAGUCCUCGAUGGCUUUCUUCAGUGUGGCAACUCCUCUAAAAUUUCACCAUCCCAAAACGCCUCUACACAAGUGACAUCCUCUUCACCAUCUAUACCGGAGUAUCCCUCUUCGUCAUCCUCGUUGUCGGUAGCCAUUCAGCGCAACUUUGGGAAUGUGGAAAAGAUUCGCUCUCGAGAGGUUGUCGACUCCAAUCUCCAUGAGAGGGUGGGUGUUUGCAUUGUUAGGUCGCAUUCAGCAAGUCAGGAGCUGUGUCGAGCCUACGCUAAAUCCCAGCAAACAGCAACAUUUCUGGUGUAUACGAGAAAUCAUUGGUACCUCUGUCGACAAAGGCCUGGAUGCUCACCGAAAAUGAUAUGCGAGAUAACUCGCAUGAUGUUUAACAGUGGUACUCAAGUUCGGGAGGAUGAGAUUACGAGUUUGAAAGAUGCUGAAAUUCAAACUGUUGGAAAUUUUGAAGAGGUCAUGUUGGACUACAAAAGGUCAAAAAUAAAGCGAAUGCAAAAUAGGGCAUGUGGUGAUGACUCCAGCUGUACCACAGUGGUGACAGUGGAAGACGUCGUUGAGGAGGACGUGGAGGCAUGCGAAGUGACAGUUGAGAUAGAUCAAAGACCAAGAUUAUCUCGAAUGUCAUUCACAGCAUCGGAGACAUUGGACCAAAUAACCACGGAUUCAGUUUUUUCGACGAAAUGGAUGAGAGGGAAAAAGCUUAACAAAAAUUUGGUGACUAAGGCGUUGCCAAGCAGUUAUGUAGGACAGCCGAAUGGAAGGAUAAUGUCUACGGUGCUUAAGGAAGGAUCCCUUGAGAAGUGGUCUGAUGGCAAAAAAUCAUUCCAUUCUGCUUACGCGAAGCUCCUCAGCAAUGGAUACUUUCAGUGGUUUGACUCUGUGAAUUCAUCGUCUCCUAAACGUAGUAUCGACAUACGGGUUCCCUGCAAGCCAUCUGUAUUUUCUGAAUCCGAUAUUGAGAGGUCUUUUGGUGUCCCUCAUGAGGCUCAUCAAGGCACCGCUGUCUCAUUUUUCAGAUGUUCAAGUCAGGCAGAAAUGGCCUCAUGGAUGGACUCAGUGAACCGUUUGUUAUUCGGCAAUAUGGGAGCAAACUCAGGCAUAGUUCCACAACAAACUGUUCCGGUUCAGUCUGGACCUUAUCAGUCCUACGGACCCCCUUCUGGAUUUUAUUCACCCCAGUCCGCCGUGGCUCCUCCUCCAUUACCUCCUGGUGUUGCUAUCAUCCUCUCAAGUUCCACCUAUCCCCUCUCGCCCCAGUACCGUGAAUUCACUCAGCCACUCAAUUCUCUCAGUUCCUAUUUGCAAACUGUGCCUAAUCUCUCCCUUCCAGAUUAUCCAGGGCCCACCCAAUUCCCCCCAUACACACAACCACCAAUGGCACCUCCAAUGGGUGCGCCUUAUUCGGCACCACAACCGAUGCAACCGCCACUGGGUGCACCCUACGGCGCCUACCCUAACAGCAAUCAACCUGCCGCCGGCCCAAGUUACAACUACUAUCCGACGCCUCAGCAACCAAUGCCUAGCCAACAGCAGCAACAACAACAACAGGUCUUCUACGACAAGAAUGGCAAGCCCUACACCAUUGUCUACAAGGAUGGAAAGCCGAAGAAGAAGAAGUGGAAGAAGGCUGCUCUCGGCCUUGCAGCCGGAGCAGCAACAGGCUACGUGGCGGGUAAGAUGUUCGGCGGUCUUGGUCGUGCCCUUGGCUAUGGUCUCGGUGGUUGGGGCGGUGGCUGGGGACGCCCCUACUGCGGUGGUGGCUUUGGUCGCUGGGGAAGUUGGUCCUCAUUGAGCUCCUUUAGCAGCUCUGGUGGAUGGUCAUCCUAA